UCGCCCCAGCUCGCCAAUGCCCUUCCCACACUCCUGCCACUGCCGCCCCACUGCCCUGAGCGAGGCUUUCUCCCCAUGCCAGGCUCUCUCCAGCGCCAUACACAGCUGCCCCUGCCCUUCUGACACUGCCUCCCCACUGGGGCGAGCUGGGAUCGUGCCCCCUGAGCCGGGCUCUCUCCAGCGCCGUAUACAGCUGCCCCUGCCCUUCUGACACUGCCUCCCCACUGGGGCGAGCUGGGAUCGUGCCCCCUGAGCCGGGCUCUCUCCAGCGCCAUACACAGCUGCCCCUGCUCUACUGACACGGCCUCCCCACUGGGGCGAGCUGGGAUCGUGCCCCCUGAGCCGGGCUCUCUCCAGCGCCGUAUACAGCUGCCCCUGCCCUUCUGACACUGCCUCCCCACUGGGGCGAGCUGGGAUCGUGCCCCCUGAGCCGGGCUCUCUCCAGCGCCGUAUACAGCUGCCCCUGCCCUACUGACACUGCCUCCCCACUGGGGCGAGCUGGGAUCGUGCCCCCUGAGCCGGGCUCGCUCCAGCCGUCCCGCGCCGUUGGAAGCGCCUCUGCAGACGGCAAGGUUGUCCGGUGAUUUCGGACAUGGCCUCGGAGGCGGUGAAGGUCAUAGUGCGCUGCCGGCCCAUGAACGAGCGAGAGAAGGCCCUCAGCUGCCAGGCCGUGAUCAGCAUGGACAGCCCCCGGGGCCAGUGCUUUAUCCAGAACCCGGGGGCCACUGACGAGCCCCCGAAGCAGUUCACCUUCGACGGGGCGUACUAUGAGAGCCACAACACUGAACAGAUCUACAAUGAAAUUGCCUACCCGCUGGUAGAGGGUGUUACUGAGGGCUACAAUGGCACCAUUUUUGCCUAUGGCCAGACUGGCAGUGGGAAGUCAUUUACCAUGCAGGGCAUUAUGGACCCUCCCACACAGAAAGGCAUAAUUCCCAGAGCAUUUGAACACGUUUUUGAAAGCGUACAGUGUGCCGAAAACACCAAAUUCUUGGUGAGAGUCUCUUACCUGGAGAUCUACAAUGAAGACAUAAGAGAUUUGCUAGGAGCCGACACCAAGCAAAAGUUGGAGCUGAAGGAGCACCCAGAGAAGGGGGUGUAUGUGAAAGGACUCUCCCUGCACACCGUGCACAGCGUGGCCCAGUGCGAGCGCAUCAUGGAGACGGGUUGGAGAAACCGAGCAGUGGGCUACACCCUGAUGAACAAGGAUUCUUCCCGCUCCCACUCCAUCUUCACCAUCAACAUGGAGAUCUAUGUUGUAGAUGAGAGAGGGCAGGAUCACCUGAGAGCUGCAAAACUCAACCUGGUGGAUCUGGCUGGAAGCGAGAGGCAGUCCAAAACCGGAGCCACAGGGGAGCGUCUCAAAGAAGCCACCAAAAUUAACCUCUCUCUCUCAGCUCUGGGCAAUGUCAUCUCAGCCCUGGUAGAUGGCAGGUGCAAACACAUCCCCUAUCGAGACUCAAAGCUGACCCGGUUGCUGCAGGACUCCCUUGGAGGAAACACCAAGACCCUCAUGGCGGCCUGCCUGUCUCCUGCUGAUAACAACUACGACGAGAGCCUCAGCACUUUGCGCUACGCCAACCGGGCAAAGAACAUCAAGAACAAGCCCCGUAUCAAUGAGGAUCCCAAAGAUGCUCUGCUGAGGGAGUAUCAGGAGGAGAUCAGGAAGCUGAAGGCCAUUUUGGCUGAACAGAUGAACACAAAUAACUUGUCAGGUCUGUUACCUGCUGAGACUGCUCAGCUGGAAGUGAAGCCAGCUCUCCUACCUGAACCCCAGCCAGAUGUCGAGGCAGAGAAGCAGCUGAUCAGAGAAGAGUAUGAGGUGAAGCUGGCCCGGCUGAAGGCAGACUAUGAAGCCGAGCAAGAGUCCCGCGCCCGACUUGAGGAGGACAUCAAUACCAUGCGGACUUCCUACGACCGCAAGCUGUCCACUCUGGAGGAAAACCUCAGGAAGAUGCUGUCCUGAGGGUUGAAACUCUCCCUGACCAGGCACCUUUGUCUCCAGGCCCUGUUGUCGCCGUCACAGAAACAGAACAGGUGUCCACCAAGGACACAGCAGAGCCUCAGAUAGCCCAGUACGUCGGGAGUGUGACCAGAGAGAGU
This is a messenger RNA of Mauremys reevesii (Reeves's turtle), 2103 nucleotides long. RefSeq names its product kinesin-like protein KIF17. Gene Ontology annotation, biological process: microtubule-based movement. The record is from RefSeq and is a predicted model, not a curated record. The transcript has 9 exons. Lineage: Eukaryota; Metazoa; Chordata; Testudines; Geoemydidae. The coding region runs from base 593 to 1966 and encodes 457 amino acids. Gene Ontology annotation, molecular function: ATP binding; microtubule motor activity; microtubule binding.